Molecule: messenger RNA, 1329 nt
Organism: Drosophila teissieri
Lineage: Eukaryota; Metazoa; Arthropoda; Insecta; Diptera; Drosophilidae
Gene: PGAP2
Product: post-GPI attachment to proteins factor 2
Exons: 2
Coding region: 143-910 (255 amino acids)
Biological process (GO): GPI anchor biosynthetic process
Cellular component (GO): endoplasmic reticulum membrane; Golgi membrane
Source: RefSeq, a predicted model, not a curated record
UCGCAAUGUUUACAACGUAAGCACUCCGCGUGAAAAGUCUUUAGUUAAUAUAGCGAGGAACGGAAAAAUGAGGAGCGAGCGCCGCUGAAGAAACCACCCAACCAACCAACCAUCCACAUAGUCCACCCACUCCAAAGGUCAAAUGCUGCCUACUUACGAGCGCUUCACUGAUCCCAAAAGCGUUUUCUUCCGGCUUCCCUUCGCGAGAUUGGCACUGGUGGCUCUUAGUUUGCCCCUAGGAGGCUUCUUCUUCUGCGUGAUUUGGUCUCUGACCUUUGACUUCGUGAGGAGCACCUACACCCACUGCGAUGUGACCAACUAUCUGCCCUCCGUCUCGGCGGCUAUUGGGAACUAUGAGCCCCAAAAAACCGUCUGGAGACUGGCCAUCUUCCUGCAUUUACCACUCCGUUUGGCAGUGGCCAAAAUCUAUCUGGAGCACUACCGGGAACAUAUCCGCCGAAGCAGAAGAUUGCUGGGCAUCCUGGCCUGCUUCUUGAACGUCGUGGAGGAUCUCGCCCUCUUCUGUUUGUCUUUUUGGACCUCGGCGGAUCACUACGAGACACACAGGAACGCGUUUGUGGUGUUCAUUGCCUGCUCCGAGUGCUAUAUGUUGGUUUCCUACCUGCUGAACAGGAAUAUCCGCAAGACCGUGCUCUUGCCGCACGAGGAGAAGUCGCUGAGGUACAAGAGGAAUCUGUUCUUGGUGAAUGUGAUUUCCUUUGGCAUGGCAGGAUACUGCUUCGUGAGGCACAACUCACAUUGCGAGGCGGGAGUCUACACAUUCUUCGCGUUGUUCGAGUACAUCGUAGUGCUGACCAACAUGGGUUUCCACAUGACUUCCUACUGGGACUUUUACGCCCUGAACGUGGUGUGCGAUGCCAAGCACGGUCUUUACCUAUCACAAUCGUAGACCAAUGAAUUAGAUCAAUUCCAGCCUGCGCCGCCAUUUUAGCCAGCCGGUCGUCCUCGAGUAUUGUGUACAUACGCGGUAUUAGCUUAAGUUCAAUGUUUACUUAAUUUUACCAAAAGGAAAUUGCUUCCGUGGGAUUCCGAGAGGAAACGAUUCAGUAUGACAGGAUCUGAUGCAUACACACGCUUUUAGCUUUAGGCUCUAACACGAUUUUACACCUAAAGGAUCUAGUUAAAUUCGAACCGAGUUCCAACAUUAUGUAAUGCAUUAUUUAUACACAUACUCAGUUAAGAACAAGGCUUUAAUACGGUUCUAUUUUAUACGUACUGAACUUUCGAUUGGCUUUGAUGCUCUAAUUUCGUAUUUUGUAAGUCUAAAAUUGUAUUUAUUAGAAUUCAGAUAAAUUAUGAACUUUUUAA